AUCUGCAGGCCACUUCAGAGGUCUCCUGGUUCCAGAACUCAACACCAGCAUGUACUCAGUUAGAAAGGCCUAAGACCAAGACACCCAUUUGAAGAGAACAGUGGUGUUGAAACCCAAGCCUUGCUUCAGAAACAUCAAGCUCUGUCGUCUCCAACGAUACUACACAUAAAGGAUGGACCGGAGACAACUUUCCAGGAAUAGAAGCACUGUGUGCCAUCUAUAUCACUUAUGCUGUGAUCAUUUCAGUGGGCAUCCUCGGAAAUGCUAUCCUCAUCAAAGUCUUUUUCAAGACUAAAUCCAUGCAAACAGUUCCAAAUAUUUUCAUCACCAGCCUGGCUUUCGGAGACCUGUUACUUCUGCUGACUUGUGUGCCCGUGGAUGCAACCCACUACCUGGCAGAAGGAUGGCUGUUUGGGAAGGUCGGUUGUAAAGUGCUUUCCUUCAUCCGGCUCACUUCUGUCGGUGUGUCAGUGUUCACGCUAACAAUUCUCAGCGCUGACAGAUACAAAGCAGUCGUGAAGCCACUUGAACGACAGCCCUCCAAUGCCAUUCUGAAGACCUGUGCAAAAGCUGGUGGCAUCUGGAUCAUGUCUAUGAUAUUUGCUCUGCCAGAGGCUAUAUUCUCAAAUGUAUACACUUUCCAAGAUCCUAACAGAAAUGUGACAUUUGAAUCAUGUAACUCCUACCCUAUCUCUGAGAGGCUUUUGCAGGAAAUACAUUCUCUCUUGUGUUUCUUAGUGUUCUACAUUAUCCCGCUCUCGAUUAUCUCUGUCUAUUAUUCUUUGAUUGCCAGGACCCUUUACAAAAGCACCCUGAACAUACCGACUGAGGAACAAAGCCAUGCCCGAAAGCAGAUUGAAUCCCGGAAGAGAAUUGCCAAAACAGUAUUGGUCCUGGUGGCUCUGUUCGCGCUCUGCUGGUUGCCGAAUCAUCUCCUGUAUCUCUACCACUCAUUCACUUAUGAAAGCUAUGCGGACUCCUCUGAUGUCCCUUUUGUCAUCAUCAUUUUCUCUCGUGUGCUGGCUUUCAGCAAUUCCUGUGUGAACCCCUUUGCUCUCUAUUGGCUUAGCAAGACCUUCCAGCAGCAUUUUAAAGCCCAGCUCUGCUGCUUCAAGGCAGAGCAGCCUGAGUCUCCCCUUGGUGGCACACCCCUUAACAACCUCACUGUGAUGGGGCGGGUUCCAGCUACUGGGAGCGCACACAUCUCUGAAAUUAGUGUGACCGUGUUCAGUGGCAGUAGUGCCAAGAAGGGAGAGGACAAAGUUUAGAUGUUCCAUUAAGAAUGAUGAUUUUUUUUCAGUUCCACCGUGUGUAUCCAGCUUUAAGCUGUGCAUAGUACAGUGUCUGGGUUUUUUGUUGUUGAUGAAUUCUGUUGAAGUUUUCAGAAAGAAUUAUCCUUGUAAGUAAUAGACAAACCAUCAUUUUCUUCAAGGUGCAGACAGUAAUGCCAUUGGGCUUUCGAAAUAAAAUGAAGCCCACCAGGGAGAGAAAAAUAGGUUUGGAAAUACCAGUCAACUGUGAAGAAGGCUGUAUAGAAGGGAUGGUAAGAAACAAGAUAAAGGUUUAAAAGUCAAAUUGGAUCCCAUCUCUCUGAUACUCCUCAUUUCUCAUGCACUCACGUGGUUAUCUUAAAAUAGUGUUUGUGUUGAUUUGUGCUGUAAAUCUAGAGAUUCUACUUCGUAAACGAGGAGAUCAAAAAGAGAGAAAACAUCUCUCUCAGUGUUCUGUAAAAUCUCUCUCUAUAUGUGCUUUCACAGAGUGAUUGCCCUUUUCCUUCAAUCACCAUUCCAUUAUAAGAAAUCUUGCAAGUGAAAUGAAAAUGUUUUAAGAGUUGUAAGGUGUUUAGCAUUGAAUCUGGGGCAGGGUGCUUCCCUUACUGGGUCAACAUGUCCUGAAUUUACGUAAUUCUAUUGCCAUUUGGUUAAUAACUAGGCAAAGCCAUGUCUCACAAGUGUUGUGAGGAAUAUGUCUUAUUCACAGGACGACCAGGGGCCCCAGAGAAAGAUUCUUGUCCAAGUUUCUAAGCUGCCACUGUUGGAAAUUCUUUCCUCUAAGGAAACUCAUUUCAUUUGGGUGAGCAGUGCCCUCUUUCUAAAACCCUGAGGAACUGCCACAUGGAAUCAUCACCUGGCUGUGCAAGCGUCAUCAGAUCAUCUACCUGCUUGAUUUUCCUCAACUUGAUGGGUGCCUAAGUCCUAGAGUUCACCUCUGUUUCUAGAAGUCAGACAGAAGGCUCUGACUUGCUAUCCUCGUCUCCAACUUGCUAACGCAAAUAAGCUUGCUAAAAAAUGUAUUUGGGAAAACAAAAUCCUUGUAGUCAAUAGAUUUGUCAGACUUCAAUUUGUGCUUUCAGAAAACGAAUUCUUGAAGUAAAUAGAAGCUUACCUUUGGCAUUAUAGUUACAUUGUAUUUUUAAAAACUUGUGUGUUUUGUCUUGUUUCAUUUUGUUUUGUAGAAUGCUUUUGGUAUUUUUGAGCUUAAAAUGGCUUGUGCCGUUGUGAACUUCUGCUAAUUAUGUGGCUAAAAGGGGCGGGGCAUAUAUUAACACUGGGCUUUAAAUGUCCUUAAAGUUAGCUUUCUUAAGGUGGGGGUGCUAAUAUUGUAUUAACAUUGCUUUAAAGUGAGCAAAAUUGUUGUAAAUAAUCUGGAGGUGAGCAAACAAAUAAUAAAUAAAGUUUGAAU
Messenger RNA from Mastomys coucha (southern multimammate mouse), 2682 nucleotides. It is a transcript of the gene Brs3, whose product is annotated as bombesin receptor subtype 3. Lineage: Eukaryota; Metazoa; Chordata; Mammalia; Rodentia; Muridae. Gene Ontology annotation, biological process: bombesin receptor signaling pathway. Gene Ontology annotation, molecular function: bombesin receptor activity. The record is from RefSeq and is a predicted model, not a curated record. Gene Ontology annotation, cellular component: membrane. The transcript has 5 exons. The coding region runs from base 300 to 1268 and encodes 322 amino acids.